CACACGUACAGACACACACACACUUACAGACACACACAGACACACACACACUGUCGCGCUUGACCAAUCGCACGCACGCGCGCUGCCUCCUCUCUAAACCCCACAGCUCAUAUGCGCGCGUGUUAUAAGGACUCGGUCCGCUGUCAGUGGUUCAUGUCUCCCUGUGAUGCGAAGCUUGACCCGUGAUGUAAUUCCUCUGCACGCAUAAAUAUAGUUGUUGGGGCUAAAAAAGCACGCCAUGGCCGAGUUUUGUUGCUGAACGGUGGUCAAGUCACUCCGGACCUGCAAACUUGGACUCGGAGUGUGAUUUCAGGGCGCUCGCGCUACCACAUCGAGCGCGACUUCAUGCCGCUCAACAGCGCGAGCCGCGGCUUCGCUUGUGAGUAAGCGCUUUUGCUCUGUGGAAUCUUUUUUUGGGGGGCGGCGAGGGGGGACCGUGGACACCAAAAUAGACAAAGAGCAUAUUUUUAGAGUAUUUGAACGCCUGCAGACAGUGACGCGUGCCUCCGUGUUGGUCAGGAGGAUGAGUGUUCAUUCGGCCCUCUUGCCGUUACUGGUGUUGGGACUCGUGGCGAGCUCGGUGCGCUGCGCUCCUCUGCCCAUGGAGCGACGCUGGGAGACUCUUUACUCGCGCUCUUUGGCCCGGAUUCCCGGGGAGAAGCGAGAAGUCAACCGGGACAGUGACUAUCUCACGGGCAUUAAGAGACUGCGGCGCCUCUACUGCAACGUGGGCAUUGGGUUUCAUCUCCAAGUAUUACCCGACGGUAGGAUUACUGGGGUGCACAACGAAAACCGUUACAGUCUUCUUGAGAUAUCUCCGGUCGAGCGCGGAGUCGUGACACUGUACGGCGUCCGGAGCGAGCUAUUCGUGGCCAUGAACAGCAAGGGGAAGCUCUACGGAUCUGUGCAGUACUCAGACGAGUGCAAAUUUAGAGAGACUCUCCUGGCAAACAACUACAACGCGUACGAGUCCCUGGCAUACCCAGGCAUGUACAUCGGACUGAGCAGGACAGGCAAAACAAAAAAAGGAAACCGAGUGUCAACAGCAAUGACGGUGACACAUUUCUUGCCAAGAAUCUAAACGAACACGGGAAGAAGGCACAACACAUGCAGCCAAUGCAGGGGGAAGCCUGGACGAUGCACUUUCUACAAAUCUUACACACGAGGUCGAGUGUAUCGCAUUAUUAUCAUUAUCAUUAUGAUUGUUAUUAUUAUCAUCAUGUAUAUUAGCCUAUUUAUAAUCGUUCGUUUAUAUUUCCUUUUAAACAGCCUCUUUCUAUGUGUGGAAAAAAACACUUUUAAUUUAUUUGUUUAUUUAUCCUUUCUGCUGCUACCGAGUGUUUAAUACCUGAAAUUCCUACAAUUAACUACAAUAUGGGUUUUUGCACUGUUGGUUUUUUGUUUGUUUUAAAUUUUUUUAAGGUUAAGGAGAGGAGUGGUGGAUGUUUUGUCCACAGAAAAGAAAGUGCACAAAAUCUUAGGCUAAGUCUAAAACCGCAUGUAACCACACCAAACUGCACCUGCGCAUACGUGAAAAUUGGCGUGUGUAAGCUACUAUUUUGACCUACAGUUUAGAAUGCGUUUUGGACAUAGCCUUAUGGUGAGGUGCACGUCAUGUUGAAAAUGAGCAGAAUUACGAGUUACGCCCACGGAAGAACUCGUCAAUAUGACUUGGACAUAUUUAUUAUUAUAAUUACUAUUGACUAUGAUUUGUGAUGCUUCAGCUAGGUAUAAUUUAAUUAUUGAUUUUUUUUUCAACAGUGAAGACUUGGGAAGAUGCGAAGACAAAGCAAAUUAUUGUGGGGAAAACCUUACAGCAUCUACUGUCUCAGAAAUAAAUGCACCAAACUGUACUUAUCCUUGUCACAUUUGUACCUUUAGUAUGUAUCUUUUACCUGGGAAGGUGCAUGUGGUGUACCUUUAAUUAGUCUUUAGAGUAAAGGUACAUCACUCCUUAAGGUCCAAUUAUGUACUUUAAAAUAUACUUAAAGGUAAGAAUACAUAUUAAUGAUACAAAAGAUGUCGCUUGAUGGUACCACUUCAGCGACAAGCAAACGAUCAGAUUGGUCCAAUUAUUUCUGAUUUGUAUUUUAUGUUUUGGGUAGCUUAUAGACAGUUUGAUAGAAGUACUUGAACUUGCUCCAAGUCAUAUUCAUGACUUCCAAAGUGGCAUAUGUGAAUUGCAGGAUUAGCAUGAACACAGGAUUAGUUCAAGUUUCUUGACUUGUGAAAUUGUACCAACCCCAAUGGUAUUACGCACUGAAGCCAUUGUCCAAUGUCCGAGCUCUGGGGGUCUAACCGAAACAGUAUCAGCUUACUCUUGGCCACUGAAAGUGGGCUGUUGAAGUCCUACACCCCUCAAAUCUGUUUUUAGCUCUGCUCCAGUGGGGUGGGGUCGGGUGGGGGUGUGGGUGGCUUGUGGGGUGGGGGGCUGAACUCUGAACUUAUCCGCUGUCAAUCUUUGUCAGAUCUAUAGAGGAAGGUAUCUUCAAGUAAAUUCCAGACCACUUCAUACAAAUGAAGUUCAAUUCAGUCUUCCCUGUUGUACAUUAUGGGCCAUGGUGGUGUUCAGGGAAGCGUUAGGCCUAUAUAUAUAAAAUCAGUAUUCAAAUGUACUGAUAAAAGAAACAGAACAUGAAAUCUAUAGAAAAGUGGCCAUGGAGUUGAACGUUUUCCAACUAGAUCCUCAAGGACCCCUAGACGGACAUGUUGCUUGAUCUGAGCUCUCAGCACACUUGUACCACUUAUUCAAUAUUCUUGAUUGCUUGGUAGAGGUGUGAUUAGGUCUGGGAUAAAGCAUAAAUGCAGGAAUACUUGGGUUGAGAAACAUUAUAGUCUAUUCAUAUUAAUUUUUUUCUUUUUUCUUUUUUUGUGGUUCAUUCAUUUAUAUUUAUUUAUUUUUUUUAUUAAUUUGAUAAGUUCAAAGGAGACAUAUGUCCCUUUCACUCAUUCUCUACCUCAUAACGUUGUUGACCGACAGACUCCUCUUCCCAGUUUUGCUGACGACAAAUGUUUUUCCUGUUGCUGCGUCGCCCCUCGGCUGAAGUCCUGGAAGGCCACUAGCUGCGCCUUGUCACGUUUGAGCUAUCUUUACCCUGUGAUUUACUUUUAGAAAUGAUAAUCAUGGUGGAAAUAUUUGAAGACAGCUGUGAGACUGCACUAUAUGCUUGACCGGUAACCCUAUAUUUUUCUUGAUAUAUUUUGUUAAAUAGAACAUUGCAUAAUUGGUGAAAUGCCGAGUGGCUGCUUUUUAGGUUGGGUGUUUCAGGAGAAGUAGGCUUACUGCCAUAACAGAAAGCGGUUUAUCAAAUCCAUUUAGGACUGACUGAGAUGAUCUCAAGUGAAGCAUUCCUUAUUAUUAUUUGUGUUUGUUACAGGUACAAAAUUAAAUUAGCAUGAAAAUGAUUUGAGAAUGUCCUUUAAUUAAUUAAAGUCACAUUUUGUGUUAUAUGGUGAAUGUGGACAGGGAUAAGUGGAUGAGUGGAUUGAUAGGGGUGAUUGUGACUGGUAAUUAGGUUCAAAUUUGAAUGAAAAUGGUCUUGUUAGACUGACUCUAGAAUGAAAGUCUUUAUCAGAAAUCACAGCCAUAUUUAUUUAGAAAUCUUGACGAAGAAUCUGAGGAAUAUGUACUACAGUAUUUGUUGAAAUCCACUUUUUUGCAUUGUAUAAUUCCUCUGCUUUACUAAUAUUCAUGUUUCUAUUCUACCUGACCAUGUAGAAUUAUUCGUUUUGUUUGAUUUCCCUGAAAUGCUGUUGUGUCAGAGGAGCCAUUUCCCUCUUCUUACUUCUUCCUUUCCUAGAGCCAUGUCAAACCUCUUUCCAAAUGGAGCUGUUUUGCAUCAUUGUGGAUAUUGUUUACAAUUGGCUGGACGCUCAGUGAAGGCAAAUAGCUUCUCUGACCCUCAUCAUGAUCUGGAACAGAUACAAAUCAACCGGACUAAAUUUGCUUAACCAAAAGCGUGCAGUAUCAACAAGCACGGCCAUGCACUCCGGCGGUAGCAAGAAUGAAUGAACAGAAAUGCAUCACUGCCUAAUCUAAUCAGCCACUCCACAACCGUCUCUAAUAGCCUAAUGUCCAUUUUUAUGAGUUGUACUUAAAAAUAUGAACAGUAUGGAAAUAAACAAUUCAUUUUUAUUUCUGUCAAUUCCUUUACGGCCAUUUCUCUGCAUCUCUGGUGAAGUUGUUGGACUGUCUGUCUGAGUCCUGUGGUGGUGUGCUCUGAACCUUGUUGACAUUUUACCAAAUAUUGUCUGUAGUUUUAUACAGUUCCUGUUCAACAUUGUGAUGUAUGUGCUGUGCACAUGACAAUACCCUAACUUAAGUGGAAGUUAAUAAAGCUCAGAACAACAACAACAACAAAAAGAGCUGUGUGCUUUUAAUGCCUCCCUUUAGAAGGAAAAGCAGGGCUGAUCAGAAGCAGGGUUUAACCCGUUCCCACAAACCACAUCCACAGCUGGCAUACUGUAGCAUCAUCUUAACCAGGCAUCAAUAGUCCUUGGUCACAUAAAACACUAGUAAGAAUAGAUCACUUUGGAGUUUAAGUAUAGAAAAAAAAGUUUGCUGUUGAGCCUAAAAAUACGCUUGCAGACGCUGCUAGACUAUGCGUGGGCAGCAUUUCUGCAGGGACAGCAGUGCCAAGUCACUGUCUUGCCUUUGUUUACUUCGUCCAGGGCCUGGUUUGCAGAUUGGGCGUCUUUUACAGACCGAACGGUUACUCCCAGGAGUGUAAUCCUCCUCCUUUAGUUCAGAAAGCUUCAUGCAGUAGACGCCUGGGAGGGUGCAGGAGGGAACGAGUUUCUGCCCUUCCAGGCAUGCACUUCCCUGAAAAGAGAGCUGGAGAGGGCCCUUCCUUUUUCAGAGUGUUGACUAAUGAAGGAACCCCCCGACUCCAAACUUCUACAGCAACUUUACUUUCUUUAAUUCUUUGUUUAAUUCAUUUUAUGACAAUACACCACCAGUUAAGUCCAAAACAGUUUGCUAAGACAACAAGCACAAUGGAGAUGACAUUUACAAGCCAGUUCUCUCUCUGACUGAAGGAAUUUUGGCACAAGGGUGUACAAGCUUGAAGGCUUCUCUCUAUUUACAAAGCAUUAGCAUUUAGAAAUCCCUGCAAAGCUCCAAAAUCUCUGUCAUUUUAAUGUUCGUUUUGCCAACAAAUGGACAACAGAAAUAGAUCUAGGGUCAAUAGAAGUCUGACAGUGGACUUGAAUGACUACAGAAGACUCAAAACCAUUUAACUGUUUAAAUCUGAAUUGAGGUCAUAGUGGAAUUGUAAUUAGACACACAUUAGAAAGAAAGUAGAUCAUGAUUGCUGUUUAAUAAUAGGAAAAAAAGAACAACCACAGAUUCAUGAACAUUCCCAUAAUCCAUGUCUAGCAACAGAAAUGACCUUCAAAAGGUUCUUUUGAUAGCGUCGGUGAAUCCGCAGCAUCCACAAACUUCUAUUCAAAUAAACAUCGUGCCACAACAAAAGAGAAGGCAAACGGAGACAGGUGUGGUCACUUAAUACACAAGUAUUCCUGGCCAUGAGCUGGAGCUAAAUGGAGCUCUGUCAUUGCCUGAAAGAAUGACAGCUUUCUGCUCCAAUAAACGGAAUGUAUGAGGGUUGUAAAGGCCCCCCUUAAAAUAGCUGCCCUGUUCCACCUACCUGCGUCAGCUCCGUCGUCUGUCAACCAAAUAAACAUCCAACCGCCUCUCAAGUGCCUCUUCUCCACUAAACAGUUUGCCCCCGAAACUGCCUUUAUAUCACAACAGGCCUUUCAAGUUCUCCAGCACAAAGACUUCACAGGGCACCCCGAUGGCUUGAAACAGCUCGCAACGAUGCGUUUGCUAACAGGAAGUGCAUUGGCUACUAAUUGUCUAAUCGGUGAUUGGUAGAAGAGCUCAGGCAGAUGUUGGGGGAAAUAGAGCUGCUAGUGCUUGGCUAAUUUGUGUGUGUGUAUAUAUAUAAAUAUACACACCACUGUAACAAAAUAUGGCACAUACUCUUAGGAGGAUAGUAAUAUUCAAUGUAGUUUAUAGUUUAGAUAUAGUAUUUAGUCACAUCACUAGUAGUAGGGUUUCAACCUUUAUGUCAUUCUAUAUAAAAGUGUUAUAAAUAAGUCGUUGAUUUGCUUGGUCCGUAGUAAAAUCAGUGCAUACUAUUAGAACUGAACAUUCAAAUUUGGGUUAACCACUGACUCAGAUCUCUGUGAUGGUCAGAUCUCUGGAUUAUCUUUCAUUUUAUAUACAGCCAUCAUGAAAUAAUAGAAACUUUUUAAUUGGUUAUUUAUUUAUUUUUUUUACAGAACUGUCAUGUGAUCUUUACUUGUUGCUGUGAAAUUAAACUUUUUUUUUCUUGGUAUAUGGUAUCAUGUCUGUGGAUAAUUCUAUUUCCUUCCUAAACUCAUUUCAACCCAUUGAAAUGAUGCGUAAUGAUGGGGGGCUUCUCAUGUAGGUUUCAGUCUCCAUCUGUGGGUGGCCUCAAUUACUGGACUGGUUUUCCGAUUCUGCAUAAUUUCCGAUGUCAAGUUAAAAAUAGGGAUGGUAUGAAUACAUAAAAAAAACAGCCUAUCUAUCUAUCUAUCUAUCUAUCUAUUCAUUUAUUUGUUCUUUUAUUUAUGCACAUGUUUAAAAUAACAACACCACCAACAACAAACAAAAAAUCCUAAACAGAUCCUAAACUAAUGAUUAUUAACUAAGAGUAAAUUAUUAAGUGCUCUUUAACUGUCUUUAA
Ictalurus furcatus (blue catfish) is the source of this 6716-nucleotide messenger RNA. RefSeq names its product fibroblast growth factor 4 (gene fgf4). The coding region runs from base 524 to 1081 and encodes 185 amino acids. The transcript is spliced from 3 exons. Gene Ontology annotation, molecular function: growth factor activity; fibroblast growth factor receptor binding. The record is from RefSeq and is a predicted model, not a curated record. Lineage: Eukaryota; Metazoa; Chordata; Actinopteri; Siluriformes; Ictaluridae. Gene Ontology annotation, biological process: positive regulation of gene expression; regulation of cell migration; fibroblast growth factor receptor signaling pathway. Gene Ontology annotation, cellular component: cytoplasm.